AUUUAUGUCGGAAAAUUUGAAAAGAAAAACCCAAAAAUGCCGAAAACCGUUUGUUGUUUUCGGUACUACAAGAAGAAAAUUGCAUACGGAGAUGAUUCGAGCUGUUCAGAAGGAGAAGAAGCGUCAGGAAAUACCGUGAAUAAAAUCGAAAAUAAUAAAAGUGGAAAAACCGGCGGUCUCUUUAGCAAUUGGAGACCGAAAAAUGUUUGUUUUGGUUUAAAGAAAAUCGAGAAAUACAACAUGACCAAAAUUGAAAUAACAAUGAAAGCCGCAAUUUUGAUCCAACGUUGGUACAGGAGAUAUUUGGCGAGAAUGGAAGUUAGAAGAAGAUAUACAUGGACCAUUUUUCAAAGUAUCGAAUACGCAGGGGAACAAGACCAAGUUCAGGUAAAAAAAAAGAAACGUAAUAAAAGUGCAAAUUAACAAAGCGAAAUCAAU
Molecule: messenger RNA, 438 nt
Organism: Onthophagus taurus
Lineage: Eukaryota; Metazoa; Arthropoda; Insecta; Coleoptera; Scarabaeidae
Source: RefSeq, a predicted model, not a curated record